Lethenteron reissneri (Far Eastern brook lamprey) is the source of this 4926-nucleotide messenger RNA. It is a transcript of the gene WDPCP, whose product is annotated as WD repeat containing planar cell polarity effector. Gene Ontology annotation, cellular component: axonemal basal plate. The record is from RefSeq and is a predicted model, not a curated record. Gene Ontology annotation, biological process: nervous system development; establishment of protein localization; cilium organization. Gene Ontology annotation, molecular function: protein binding. NCBI's taxonomy places the organism in Eukaryota, Metazoa, Chordata, Hyperoartia, Petromyzontiformes, Petromyzontidae.
GAAAUUCCGGAUCGAUUCCUCGGGCCGAACUUGAUGGCGUCCGUUGGCAACCGCGAGCUCGUCCGCGUUGUAAUGAACCCCGCGUGAGGCGAGCGGCAACUUCGCAAGUCCCCUCCACACCUCGGCUGUCGGUGUCGCUGCGAGCGAUCGAGAACCAAAGAGUAUAAAAGUCAAACCAUCUGGUGCCAAGGAGCUGUCACUCGCACCGCAUGUGACAGGAAGGCCUGCAGCCUGUUUAAGUCUGACUGCAGGAGAAGUCCACAUCUCAGCGACAAUCAGGCUCUCGGAUGGCGUACUUCCACGCAGAGCUGCGUCUCUGGACGAUGAAGAAUUCCUUCGCCGUUAAAGGUACCGACAUCGGCUGUUUCCACUAUCACGAGAAGGGCGAGGCAGUUCCCCCGACCAGCGAUUUCUUCUAUCUGGAGGACAAGCAGCGCUACGCCGAGAGUCGCAACUACACGUGGGUUCCCAAGAACAAGCGGCCGGAGAAACUGCGCGAAACUCUCAAGGACCUGGAGGAGCUGCUGCAAGGCAGCCGCUGCGUGGACACGAGAUGGAGGAGCAAGCAUUGCUGCCAGAUGCUCAUGAGCUCGGGCAUGCUGGUGACGCUGUUCCUGGUCGGUGCCGACCUCGACCGGGUUGUGAUUGACAAGGCCCUGGUGGGCCGCUUGCCGGCCGACACCAUCUGGAACGGCGUGCUGAUGGAUGCCUUCCUGCUGGCGACCUUCGUGGAGAAGGCCCGCCUGUCGUACGUGUCGCUUGGAGCAGCCGACCGCGACCGCAAGCAGGACAAGAUCUCCACCGCCGACAUCAAGGUGUCGUCCGUGGACCUGCCAGCCUUUGCUCUCGGCGCUGCUGCCGCCCCCCCGGGUGGGCCCUCGCGGCGCGUGGAGUGGCACGUGUGCGUCAACGCGGCACAGGACCUGGCGGCGUGCUGGUGGGCUGGAGGUGGCGGCGGCGGUGGCGCUGGGCCCGGCGUCCAGGGAGCGUGCCCCUGGUCGCCCGUCGCCACCGACUGGGACCGCGCCAAUCUCCUGCUGCUGUGCUGUGCCGCGGGACGUCUAGAGGUGCUGAGCUGGGUGUGCACGGACGGGGAGCCCCUGGACGUGCGGUUUAGCUCGGGGCAACCGUACCAGCUGUGCACGGUGGAGCGGCCGUGGGGCAGCGCCACGGGGAGCGCCACGGCCGACGCGUGCCUCUACGAGUGCACGACCGCGCGACUCGGUACAGUGGGCGGAAGUGGCGGCUCGUGGCUGCAGCGCGUGUGCGUCACCACCGUGCCCUUGCCGGCGCCCGCCAUCUCCUGCAGCUGGGGCCCCGGGGGUCAGCACCGCCUGCUGCUGGGCUGCGCCGACUCGCAGGUGGUGCUGUACGACGCCAGCUGCCAGCUGAGCCUGGUGGCACAGGCAGAGGUGCGGCCGGAGAUGGUGGCCUGGCACCCGGCGGGCGGCGUGGUGGCGGUGGCGAGCUGCGAGCCGGCGCGCGUGCAGUGCCUGGACGCGGCGCUCACCCCGCUGAGCGCGCAGGCCGCGGCCGAGGAGCCCGCGCCAGUCGUCGCCAUCGACCUGUCUCAGUGGGUGCGCUCGCAAGGUGGGCUAGCCCGCCUCGAGUGGGCUGCGGCCGCCCUGUCGGCCCACGCUCCCGGCCGCCCCGAGCCAGCCGACUCGCUGUUCGUGCUGUUCUGCGCCGGCCCGCUGGGCGUCCUCGACUUCAAACCAGGCGUGCUGAGCGGCGGGCGGCUGGGCGCCGCGGAGCUGCUGCACGAGCACCUGCGUCGGGGCCGCGCCGGCGCCGCCGUGGGCCUGCUCGCCAGCCUCAGCUGGGACUCGCACGGGCCCGAGUGCCUCGCAGGCCUCACCGCCGUCGCGGACCGCCUCCUGCGGCAGCCGCUCACCCCCGACACGGAAGCCCUGCUGGAGUCGGCACUCGCCACGUUCUACGCCCCACGGCGCGCUGUGGCCGACUCGACGGUGCUGGCGUACCGCGACGCGCUCUGCCACUACGCACGCCGCUUCUUCCACCACCUGCUCAGGUACCAGCAGUUUGAGAAGGCCUUCCUGCUCGCCAUCGACAUCGGCGCGCGGGACCUGUUCAUGGACAUCCACUUUGCAGCGGCGGCGCGGGGCGAGCUCGCGCUGGCGGCGGUGGCGAGGAGGAAGGCGGACGAGGUGGACGCAGACAGCAUCACUGCCGGCGUCGAGACUGUGGACCUGCUGGACAGGGCGGUGUGUGACGAGACGGGCCGCGCACUGCCAGCGCCACCGAGCGGCCGCGUGGAGCUUCCCGGGCUGACCAGGGCCGUUGCCGCGGAGAGGAGCCGGACGGGGCCUCGCCGCUACGACACGGGCGGCAGCCUGCACGGCGGCGGCUCCGGCAAACACGGCCUGGAGCCGGCGGAGCCCAGCGCGAGGCCCGUGGGGCGGAAGCUGGGGGCCGAGCUGUCGUGUGAGCCGUGCCUGCAGGCGUACGCCGCCGCUCUGCUGGAGGACCCCGCCGCGUGGGCACGUGCAGGAGCGGCUGGCGUGGACGGGCAGCAGUUGGGAUCGGAGGUGAGCGUGGGAGGCCAUGCCAUGGGGACCCUGCAGGUGGUGCACCUGGGCCUCGUCUGAGCCAAGCCUGGGCCUCGUCUGAGCCAAGCCUGGGCCUUGUGCGAGCCACGCCUGGGCCUAGACCCGAGUCAGACGCGGAACAAAACCCGGAGCAGGCCCGAACCAAUAUCCGAACGAGACCUACGCACAGGCACCAGGCUGGACCAAUGCUGGACCCAGUCGUCCUGAAACAAAAUGUUUCAGGACUCUGAUAGAGAUCUACGUUUGGCUUUGGACUCAAACCCAAGGUGGACUUGUUUUCCAGAACUCGGAAUGUCUACAAGCGCUCGUCGACACAGCGUCAUGACACGUGCACCACAACACUGCAGCACCGCGCCACGUGGAGGCUGUGUCUUGUUGGGCAUCAUCGGCCUUUUACUGCAAUGUGUACGUAAAUAUUCUCAGAACGUGCCAGUACCCCACACACAAACACACAGCCUUCUCUGUAGUCACAAAUCUGUGCACGAAGAGUGGAUUACAUUCCACGCGUGAGAAACGAUUUACAUUUGCCUCUAAGUACAUGGGAUGGCGUUUCAUGGCUUCAGCCCGGCUGAGGAAAGCAGACACGAUCGGGCCUAGGGUUUAGCAAAUAAAUGUAAAAAUAUAACGGGCGGAGUUGUGUGUGGCAUUACAAUGACACAAAGCGCAAAAGUUUCCAGCAUCGGUCGACCUUUAACGGGCUCGCUGGGUCCGGCGAGACUGCAAGAUUAGCGGUGGGCAUUCGUCUUGCAGACAGACAGAGUGAGCUCGUGGAGAGGAGCAGAAAGGUAUGAGCAAGGAGAAGCAGAGAUGAGCAAGGAGUAGCAAGGAGAAGCAAGCUGGAACAUAAAUAAAUGGCGAGGAGCAAACGGGCAGGAAUGGGCUGAGGAGCAGAAGUGAAAAUAGAUGUGCAUGGAUGAUCUGGGGAGGAACGGGAAUGAGCAGGGAACCAGGGAGAGGCAAAGAGUAGCAGGGGGGAGCAGAGAGGCAGAAGGGAAGAAUGAAAUACAGGGAGUUACUCAUUCUGGGGUACAGAGAAACGAGGAGCAGGGAGGAGAGAGCCCUGUUGUGCAAUAUUUGAGAAAUCAAAGUAUUUUUUUACUCGAUUUUUGUAAGCGUCAUUUCGUAUUAUUUUAUACGUGCACGUGUACAUUUCAAGCUGAUCUGUCAUUGCAACGUUGUACUGUAUUGUAAUUGUCAGGGAUUCUAGUUCUCAUUGUAGUCAUGUGUUUUUUUUUUGCGUCUCACCUUGGUGUUGUGUGUGUUUAUGCGUCCUCAUUCGGCCCGUGACGCACGGGAUUGCGUCUCGCUGUCCGUUAUGCACGGAUGAAUCACAAAACCAGGCCUCCCCGUGGCUCACGCAAAGUCCUUAUUUACACAUGCAGUUUUUACCACGUGCACUGGCCCAGUGGCUAAUGCACUGCGCGCAGGAUACUCGGCCACGAGUCCGUUUAAAACAUCACCCUCCGGUUUGUUCGCCAAAAAAAGUGAGCAUCGCAUCUGUUCAGCCGAUGUGGAAGUACGGCCAACGAGCGCGGGACUCGGGGCCGCCUGGCCACGGCGCCGUGCACGUCGCCUCGUGCGUGCAGCGAGCGGGGCUCAACGAACGACGCGUGUCAACCACCCGGAGCAGAAUGAAGCCGGUCCGGACAGAAUAUCCGAAACGCCUUCUUCGCCCUGGCUGACCCAAACGCACUUGUCGCUCUGUGUAUGAAUUUAUAUGUGGAUUUAUGUGGCGUGUGUACCCGUGCGUGACUCUUGUGUCCGUGUGGGUGGCUUUGCGGUAAAUACCGUUUUUGUCAACAAGUGCAAUCCACUUCAUUCUUUUUUUCUUCUCAACUGCAACGCCGUCAGUGUGACUUCCAUUUGUGUCCAAGAGAGAGCCCAGUGAGACAGUCUCCUUCCCGCUGCGCGUGGCACAGUUUGGCGUAAGCGUGAGCAGACAUUGCAGUUGCGCCCUCCUCGCAACCGGUGCUCGUGCUCAUGAACAACUCGGUGACCUGUACACGCUCGUCAUUGAAUUCUGGCCAAACGCCGCACCAGAAGUGAAUCAGAUUUCAAUAUGACCUGGGCAUGCACCUAUGUUGACUCGGCCUAAAAGGGCGGUAGCUAGCAGAAUGUGAGAAAACGAAUGGCCACAUCGACAUUUUGCUGGCAUCACCACCCCACCCGAGGGCCGUAGCCAGAUGUGAUAGGCGCUCGCUAACAACCCUGGUGACGGCCGUCUGUCAGGCUCAGCGGGUGCUGAUUAUACGUGUGUUGCUGUGUGGGUGUGUUGAGAUGUUCUUGCGUCGAGAAUGUACAUUGGGCUUGCUGUUGAAGAUAUACACAAACAGAAUAAAGGUCGCGUUGUGACUUA